Aegilops tauschii subsp. strangulata is the source of this 557-nucleotide messenger RNA. The record is from RefSeq and is a predicted model, not a curated record. Lineage: Eukaryota; Viridiplantae; Streptophyta; Magnoliopsida; Poales; Poaceae.
AUGGAGGCGCUCUCCGAGAUUCGUGCUGAGGAGACUAGCCUACGUGGUGCUGGUUUGCUGGAGGUUCCCUCUGUGCUCGCUACUCGGGUUUCUUCCACUCCACCUGCUGCACCGCCCCAUUCUCGCUCGAGUGCUCCGCCGCUCUUGCCCACUCCUUCUGGAGGCUCAGGUCGGCCCCGUUCACAUUGUGACUACUGCAACAAUGAUGGUCAUAUUGCGUCCCAGUGCUAUACAAAGCGGAAACACCUGCGCAAGGCGCGAUCAUCCUCCUCAGGGCCUUCGUCAUCUCCCUCGCCAGCUUCAGCCAUUGCUUUGACUGAGCAGGAUAUUCUGAGACUUAAGCGUCUGCUCGCGGCUUCAGGUUCUUCCUCGACGGGUACUGCUGGUUCUGUGACUGAUGCUUCCCGCACUGAGCACCCGCCCUCUACACAGUCAGGAUCGUCGCACGCACACUCUGGUUGGGGCUGGCCCUCGCUGUCGUGAUUCUCAGGGUCUUUGGGAGUUGGACUGGCUUCAUGUUCCUUCCGCUACCACCACCAUCGCCAGUUCCUCCGCUG